AUGACAAUACCAGCAGUACCAAAUGAUAUAUCUUUAAGUAAAAGUGUCAAAUGUAUAAGUGGUUGUCAACGAUGUAAAUGCUCAACAAAUAAUUUACCAUGUACACCUUUUUCUGGUUGUUCAAUUGAUCAAUGUACAAAUCGUACAAGCAUCCCAGACGAUGGUGAGGAUGAUGAUGACGAUGAAGAUGCACUUGAAUUUAUAUAUGAAAAUGAAAGUGAUACAAGUGAUUAUUCAAAUAAUGAUGAAAUUCAACCAAUUGUUAUGGAUAUGUCUAUUUAUAUGGAGCACAGUUAUUGCUGUCGAUUAACAUCAUGUUCACCAAAUAAUUACAAUAGUACAACGGAAAAUAUAACGUCAUCACCUUUACAAUCAUCAAAUGUAUCAAGUCCAUUCGAUAAUUCACUGUCACCAAUUGUUCCAAGUGCAAAUGUAAAAGUAAUAAAUGCUUGUUAUAAGGGAACCAGAAGCUGCGGUUGUAAUGGAAAAAAAUUAAAGAUGAUUUCUCUUUUUCAAUUUAGAACUUGA
Messenger RNA from Rotaria sp. Silwood2, 528 nucleotides. The record is from the annotation of a GenBank genome assembly. NCBI's taxonomy places the organism in Eukaryota, Metazoa, Rotifera, Eurotatoria, Philodinida, Philodinidae.